UAUACACUAUACUUUGGGUUUCUUUCUUUCUUUUUAUUCCGUAAUCUGAAGGACCUUUUUUUUUUUUUUUUUUUUGGGGUGUGAUUUAAGUGUUCCCGAGGCCAUUAAAAGUAUAGUUAACGAAAUUAUUUGAGAUAAUUAAAUAUCGUAUGAAUUAACAAUUAGCUAAUUAUUAUUAUUAUUAUAUAGUUUUUUUUUUUUGAUGAAUUUCUCUCUCUCUUGUUUUCUUAAUUAAUUAAUAACAUCAUGCAGAUAAAGCUUCCAGUGGGCAGAUGUAGUAAAUUCCGACUCAAAACGAACUUCUGCAAGGUAAACUUUUCCCGCCAAAAAUCUGUUAUGAAAUGUAACGAACUAAAACCCACUCUAACCAACUAUCUCACUUUAGCUCCUCCACCCUUUUCUUUCUCUCUCCUCCAUUUCUCGACUCUCUGAGUUCUUGAAAUUCACAGCAAAAACCCAUUUUCUCUCUCUAAAAUUAACCCAUUUCUCUCUCUGAAUCGGAAGCCAUGGAAAGGAAAGCUUUGAGAGGAGGGAAUCUAUCGUCUUCUUCAUCACCAAAUUCAGAGGAGCACAUCAUCCAAAUCCCAAAUCUUGAUGCUGAACAAACAGAGGAACAACAUUCGUCAUUGUUGUCUCAGUCUCAGGUUCUGCAGCAGCCUCAUACUCCUCCGAGACGAAGGGUUCUUCCUAAUUCCAAUUUCGAUCCCAACCCCACCACUCUUCCUUCUGCCUUCAUUAACAAUCACCAUCACCGCGGCAACUACCGCCGUCUCUGGGGCUUUCGUGUUCGUCGUUUCUUCGGGUCUUCCUGGGUUCUCCAUUCUAUUCCUGCCAUCAUCUUCCUCUGUUUUUUCCUCCUCUGGUGGUUCUCCAACCCAGUGAAUUUGGCAAUAAAGGAUGGCAGGUUCAUGCAACAACAUUCCUCUACUGUAAGGCCUUUUUCUCUGAAUGACACUGACCUUAAUCUGAGCCGCAUGACUAUGUUGUCAGUAGCUACUUUGCCAAAUCCCAACAUCGAGCUCAUGCUGUCGGUGAUCGAGAAGGCAGGUGAUGGUGCAUCUCCAUUGAGCAGCAGUAACUGAAGCGUGCACUCUUCUGAUAUCUGUAAUUUGCACUUAUCUUCUAAGAUUUAUCAUUGCUUAAGACUAUCCUGGCUUCAUAGCAGUUCAUUUUACUUUUAAUGUUCUAGUUCCAAUAAUAAAAAAAACUCUAUUAUGGAGUACUAAGUAGGUCGAUAAGGUGGAUGAUGGUGCAAUCUCCCAUUGAGCAAUAGCAUGCAGUUGAAGUGCACACUCUUCUGAUCUGUGUCAUGUGUACUUAGCUUCGAAGGUUUUUCAUUGCUCGGCACUAUCCUAGCUACAUAGCAGUUUAUUUUAGUUAGUGUUUUAGUUCCAAUAAUACAAAACUCUAUGAUGGAGUACUAAGUAGGCUGAUAAGGCGGAUGAUGAUGGCGAAUCUCUCAUUGAGGUGACAGUUAUUGAAGUGAA
Chenopodium quinoa (quinoa) is the source of this 1487-nucleotide messenger RNA. RefSeq lists its product as uncharacterized. Bases 507 to 1082 code for a protein of 191 amino acids. The record is from RefSeq and is a predicted model, not a curated record. Lineage: Eukaryota; Viridiplantae; Streptophyta; Magnoliopsida; Caryophyllales; Amaranthaceae. The transcript has 2 exons.